AUGGCACCGUUCGGCAAGAUCUACUCCUACCCAGGCAACCCGCGCACCACCGCCAUCCUCGCCGUCGCCAAGGCCAACGGGCUCGAGCUCGAGCAAGUGCAUGAGGAGCCGGCGAAGGGCGUGAGCGAUGACUACCGCCUGCUCAACAAGCUCGGCAAGGUGCCCACCUUCCAAGGCACCGACGGCUACGUCUUGACCGAGUGCAUGGCCAUUGCCAUCUACAUCACCUCGCAGAACGAAAAGACGACCCUUCUCGGCAAGACCAAGCAAGACUACGCCUCCAUCCUCCGCUGGAUGUCCUUCGCCAACACCGAGCUCCUCCCCUCCCUCGGCGGCUGGUUCCGCCCCCUCAUCGGCCGCGACCCGUACAACAAGAAGAACGUCGACGACAGCCAAAAGGCCACCGCGCUCAAGGUCAACGUCCUCGAGGAGCACCUCCUCGUCAACACCUACCUCGUCUCCGAGCGCCUGACCCUCGCCGACCUCUUCACCGUCUCCAUCAUCUCCCGCGGCUUCCAGUUCUUCUUCGACAAGGAAUGGCGCAAGGCGCACCCCGGCGUCACGCGCUGGUACGAGACGGUGUACAACCAGGACAUCUACAGCAGCGUCGCGUCGAAGUUGGAGUUCAUCGAGACGGCCAUCCCAAACCAGCCGCCGAAGAAGGAGAAGGAGGAGAAGCCGAAGCAGGAGCCGAAGCCCAAGGAUCAGCCGAAGAAGCAGGAGAAGAAGAAGGAUGCCGAUGAGGAGGAGGAUGAGGAGGAGGACAAGCCCGCGCCGAAGCCCAAGCACCCGCUUGAGGCGCUGCCGAGGGCCACAUUUAUUCUUGAUGACUGGAAGCGCAAAUACUCCAACGAAGAGACGCGCGAGACGGCCCUGCCCUGGUUCUGGUCCAACUGCAACUUCGACGAAUACUCCAUCUGGCAAGUGGACUACAAGUACAACGACGAGCUGACCAUGACCUUCAUGACCUCCAACCUCAUCGGCGGCUUCUUCGCCCGCCUGGAGGGCAGCCGUAAGUACCUCUUCGGCGCCUGCAGCGUCUUCGGCGUCACCAACGACUCCGUCGUCCGCGGCGCCUUCGUCGUCCGCGGCCAGGACGCCCUGCCCGCCUUCGACGUCGCCCCCGAUUACGAGAGCUACGACUUUAAGAAGUUGGACCCCAAGAGUGAGGCCGAUCGCGCGUUUGUGGAUGACAUGUGGGCGUGGGAUAAGCCGAUCGAGGUCGGCGGCAAGACGUAUGAGUGGGCGGAUGGGAAGGUGUUCAAGUAG
Molecule: messenger RNA, 1269 nt
Organism: Baudoinia panamericana UAMH 10762
Lineage: Eukaryota; Fungi; Ascomycota; Dothideomycetes; Mycosphaerellales; Teratosphaeriaceae
Exons: 4
Coding region: 1-1269 (422 amino acids)
Biological process (GO): translational elongation
Cellular component (GO): cytoplasm; nucleus
Molecular function (GO): translation elongation factor activity
Source: RefSeq, a predicted model, not a curated record